CAGAGCAGGCGGAAGUGGUACUGCCCUGAAUCCCCGGAGCAGCAGGACGGCUCGAGCACUCACAUCAUCCCCGAGAAUAAAUAGCAGGAUCUCUCCCAGCGCACUCUAAAAUCCUAGCGAUGGAUAAGAACGACCAGGUCCAGAAGGCUAAGCUCGCGGAGCAGGCCGAGCGUUACGACGACAUGACGGCGGCCAUGAAGGCUGUGACAGAGCAGGGGGUGGAGCUGAGCAACGAAGAGCGCAACCUGCUGUCCGUCGCCUACAAGAACGUGGUGGGGGCGCGCCGUUCAUCCUGGCGGGUCAUCUCCAGCAUCGAGCAGAAGACGGAGGGCAACGAGAAGAAGCAGCAGAUGGCCCGCGAGUACCGCGAGAAGAUCGAGGCGGAGCUGGAGGAGAUCUGCAAGGACGUGCUGAACCUGCUGGAUAAGUUCCUCAUCGCCAAUGCCACCCAGGCGGAGAGCAAGGUGUUUUACCUCAAGAUGAAAGGAGACUACUUCAGAUACCUGUCAGAGGUCGCCUCCGGGGCAAGCAAGAAAACCACGGUGGACAACUCCCAGGAGGCCUACCAGGACGCGUUUGACAUCAGCAAGAAGGACAUGCAGCCCACGCACCCCAUCCGCCUGGGUCUGGCCCUCAACUUCUCCGUCUUCUACUACGAAAUCCUUAACUCCCCAGACAAGGCCUGCCAACUGGCCAAGCAGGCGUUUGACGAGGCGAUCGCUGAGCUCGACACCUUAAACGAAGACUCCUACAAAGACAGCACCCUGAUCAUGCAGUUACUAAGGGACAACCUGACUCUGUGGACAUCAGAACAUCAGUGCGACGAGCCUGAAGUCGGCGAGGGGGAGAACUAAAGCGCUCGCCCCGUCCCCCCCCCCGUCCCGUCCCCCCGGUCCUCCCCGCUCCUCCCCGCUCCCUCCGCCUCCACACCUCCACUCUUCCUCCCUCCCCCUCCCUCCCCCCUUCAUCUCAAACACACAUGCUGUGUCUCCACCGCUGCCUUCUGUAUAACCCGGCGGCAUGAGGUGUGCUCUAACCCGCACCACCUGGUAGACACCAAACCCUAACAUGAAUAACUCCAUCCCCUGAGGUGUGGUCACCCCACGGGGAGGGUCCCAGAUACAAAACGACGUACAGAACAAACAGAUGUAAUUAAUGGUGGAAGUUGUAUUUUAUUUUUCUCGUCUCCCCCCCCCCCCCCACCCCCCACAAUCCACUAAGUAUAUAAGAUCACAUUCCUGGUCAUAUAAUCCCCACCUCUCACCCCCUCUUCCCCCCCCCCCCCCUCCCUUUCUGUCUAGACGAUUAAUGCAUUCAUAUAGUUUCUCCCUUUGACAGCUUCUUAGUGUACUGGCAAAAUGGCUGGUUUUAUUCCACUCUAAACAAACAAAGGUUAUUAAACUGUCCGUUUAUUUUGAACAAACAACUGUGACGUUUAGUUAUUCCUGCGCGAUACACCGGGCCCGGCGAGGGGGGGAAGCACUCUCCCCCACAGAAGGGAAGACGGUCUGUUUUCGAUUUGUCUGGGACCGAGACGUGGUGCUGAGGUUUAUACAGAAGGCUCAUCCAAGGCAGUAUUGCGACACUGACUAAAGUAUAGAAAAUUGCCUAGUCAAUAAACACUGUCUCCUCAAAUAUCAAUGCAAGCGGUUUUCAUUUAAUUAAAUAAACAAGCAGCAAAACUCUGAGCCACAUGAAGAUCCAUCUUUAGCUCAGCGUUUCCACACACAUUUCCUGUAAACUUCAAAGGGGGUGAUAGCCUUUGAAGUUGCACCCUUAUUAAUGUCAAUCACAGAGCUAAGUGAAUCCAUUACAGUGUAAUGUGGCUGCCACAGAUAUAACAUCAAGAAGUUCUACACCGUGUUCAAGAACAUGGACAAGUUCUAGGAAUGGGUUUGGACUGGCCUUUUGCUUUUCACACUUCUUCGGUUGUCCAACUAAGUGCUUUUAGCCGGAGUGGUUGGGGGUUAGGCAGUGCUUUGGCCUGUCGCAAGAAUUACAAAACAUUUGAGAAAGUUUACGGUUCUGCUGAAUACUAACCAAUGUGAUCUGCCGUAGAGUGGCGACACAAACAGUAUAAUGCUCGGGAAAUGGUGCCACCUGCUGGUGCUCCAUACUCUAGUUUUACACCAAGGAGGCCUGUUUGUUAGCCAAUCAGGAAAGACUCCCGUGUUUAUCUACAGAUGGGUAAUUAAAGGGUACCGAUGACACUAACUUUCAAAAUCUGAAUUGAAUCAUCUACUGAGCAGCUUAACCUAAUUUAAAGCAUUCAAUAUCUUUAUUGGUAUGGUUAAAUAUUUUUGGAUGUUUAAACAUCGAUCUGCUGCCAAAGGGGGGGAUGACCCAAACACGGCCACGGUUCAACCAUCCGCAGCUUAUAUUAAACGGUUAAAUCAGUCAGUGUCUCAAUACUCUUCAUCGUUACCAUCCUCCUCCCCAUUCCGCUCCUUUUUAGAUGUACGAAGAUCAUGUCUUUAUUUUAUUUCUCGCUGAGGGCAAGUUUUCAUGCACUGAAUUGAAAUAUCACAAACCCCUUGCCAUCUGUCUCUAGCUGAACUAAAAGGCAGUUAAUCUAUGCUUGAUAAGGAGGGAAUAGAAUCCCAUGCAGCAGUGAGUGUGGCUCAGAGUCUGUGUGUAUAUCUGCUCUCUCAACAAACGUUCUGUUUUUACUGAUCAGUAUUCUGCUGGAAAAAGAAAAACGUUAAAACACAACAAAAAAAAAUCUACUUUGCUUCUGUGGCGGUUUUAUUGCUUAGCGCACGUGGUUGUGAGAUCUUAGAAUUUAGCUCAGACACCCCUGGAAAAAAAAAGUACCCCAAAAAAAAUAUCUUCCUAACCAUCUUCUUCCCCCGG
Messenger RNA from Gadus chalcogrammus (walleye pollock), 2853 nucleotides. RefSeq names its product tyrosine 3-monooxygenase/tryptophan 5-monooxygenase activation protein, beta polypeptide a (gene ywhaba). Gene Ontology annotation, biological process: signal transduction. The transcript is spliced from 7 exons. Lineage: Eukaryota; Metazoa; Chordata; Actinopteri; Gadiformes; Gadidae. The record is from RefSeq and is a predicted model, not a curated record. Bases 120 to 854 code for a protein of 244 amino acids. Gene Ontology annotation, cellular component: cytoplasm.